Messenger RNA from Vicia villosa (hairy vetch), 1477 nucleotides. Its product is annotated as transcription factor MYB54-like. The coding region runs from base 187 to 1062 and encodes 291 amino acids. Gene Ontology annotation, biological process: regulation of DNA-templated transcription. NCBI's taxonomy places the organism in Eukaryota, Viridiplantae, Streptophyta, Magnoliopsida, Fabales, Fabaceae. The transcript has 2 exons. Gene Ontology annotation, molecular function: DNA-binding transcription factor activity, RNA polymerase II-specific; RNA polymerase II cis-regulatory region sequence-specific DNA binding. The record is from RefSeq and is a predicted model, not a curated record. Gene Ontology annotation, cellular component: nucleus.
ACUUGCCAUCCACAACCCUAAACCAACCCCUCUCUCUCCCUUCACUUUCUUAUUAUAUAUAUCUUCUUCCUCACUUUUCUCUCCUCUCCUUCAUCUUCAAGACUUUUCUUCCACCAAAAACAAUAUCUAUAUCACCCUCAUCUUCAUCAACCUCUUCAACUAACUAUCUACCUUAAUAAUCCAAUCAUGGAUGAUUCUUCCUCAGCUGCUGAAGAAUCCAAAACUUGUCCCCGUGGUCACUGGAGACCUGCUGAAGAUGAAAAGCUUCGCCAACUUGUUGAACAAUAUGGUGCUCAAAAUUGGAAUUCUAUUGCAGAAAAACUCCAAGGAAGAUCAGGGAAAAGUUGUAGGUUAAGAUGGUUCAAUCAGUUAGAUCCAAGAAUUAACAGAAGACCUUUCACAGAAGAGGAAGAAGAGAGACUACUCGCGGCGCAUCGUAUUCACGGAAACAAAUGGGCACUAAUAGCCAGGCUUUUUCCAGGUAGAACUGAUAAUGCUGUGAAGAAUCAUUGGCAUGUUAUUAUGGCAAGAAAACAAAGGGAACAAUCUAAAUUAUGUGGUAAAAGAACCUUUCAAGAAGUUUUCAAUAACUCCUCAAUUCUUAAUUUUCCUUAUACAACAAGAAAUAUUGGAUAUGAGAAUGGAAAAUUCUUUGAUACUAGUACUUCUUCUUCAAACUCUCUAGCUUCUUGGAAUUUUGCUUCUGUGCCGACAUCGAUAACAAACACUACUACUUCUCUUGUUUUGGAUAGUUCGAUUACGAAAAAAGGAUCGAAUAUUUAUAGAGGCUCUGAUAGAUCAUUUCUCUAUAGAAUUUGUCCAAAUCUUCCAAGCUACAAGAGAGUUGUUUCAAAUCCUUUUAGUUUUUUGAGUUCGGAUGGCGAAGGAAGGGUUAGGAAUUCGGAUAAUUUGAUGAGUAGUUUAUGCGAUAAAUCGUCGAUGUUGAUCACAAACAUAAAGUCUUCCAAGGAGAAAGAGUUGCAAGAAGAUCAUCAUGAAGCUGAACAGCACAAAGAAGUUCCUUUUAUUGAUUUUCUUGGUGUUGGUGUUUCUUCAUCAUAAUAUAUGAUUAAUCUCUCAUGAAGUAUUUAAAUAUAUUUAACUUCAUGUAAUAUUUUAUAUCUAUAUAGUUUUAGUUUUAGAGUUUUUACUUAGUGGUUAAUUAGCAAUUAGAGAAUAUAAUUAGUGUAGCUGCAUGAGGCCUUUCAUUUUAGAUAUAAGGAUGAUAUUGGUGCAUCAUUUUCUAAGAAUAGAAAUAGAUUGAAAAUUUUCAACUUUUUUUUUUUUUGUGUUAAACUUUUAGUUUUUCUAGUUUGGUUUGAGGGUAAAACUUUAAGUGUGGUGAAAUGAAGGGUAGUGUGAGGCACACAUUUGGUGCAAUAAUGGUUAUGGUUUGGAGCAUUUUAUGAAUAUGUAAGGUAUAUUGAAAAUUUGCAGACAUAUUCUGAUUUGUUUUCUAUGUUGUUCAUAUAUAGCA